Messenger RNA from Papaver somniferum (opium poppy), 934 nucleotides. Its product is annotated as protease Do-like 9. Lineage: Eukaryota; Viridiplantae; Streptophyta; Magnoliopsida; Ranunculales; Papaveraceae. Gene Ontology annotation, molecular function: serine-type endopeptidase activity; protein binding. The coding region runs from base 78 to 542 and encodes 154 amino acids. The transcript has 3 exons. Gene Ontology annotation, biological process: proteolysis. The record is from RefSeq and is a predicted model, not a curated record.
UACAUGUGUUUUUACUGAAAACCUCUAGUCUGAUCAUUUCUUUGGACUUCUAUUAAUUACUGUUCAUUCUAAAAUAUAUGCAAAAUUGGUUCACGUCAGGUUUCCCAACUCUUAGGGUUGAGUGGCAGACUAUGGAAAAUCCUGAUUUGCGCAUGUCAAUGGGAAUGACUUCUAAUCAGAACUGUAUCCUUGUUUCAAGAAUUGCUCCUGCAUCACCAGAAUUUCAUGUUCUGAAGCCAUAUGAUGUUAUCCACAACUUCGAUGGAAUUGCUAUUCCCAAUGAUGGAACAGUUCUCUUUACACAUGGAGAACGUAUCGGUUUCAGUCAUCUUGUUUCUCAAAAAUACACCGGGGAUAACGUCACUGUUAAGGUUCUCCGGGAUUCAAAGAUCAUCGAAGUCGAUAUUAAAUUGGCUACUCGCAAACAACUCAUCCUAGUAAACAUCAAAGCUCCUUCAUAUUACAUUGUUGGCUUUGUUUUUACGGCUGUAUCCCUUCCGUUUCUCAAUGGCCAUACAAUAUUGAGCAUAACGUAUCUAUGAAACUAUUUGACAAGCACUUCAAUGGGAUGAAGCAAUCAGAAGACGAACAGGUUGUUUGGUUAUUUUUGAAGCAAAGGUUGUUGUGAUCGGCCAGGUUUGUCACUCUUUUCAAAAUUUCCAAUUAAAAUAAAAAUCGGUAUGUUGUAGUUAGACUUGGGGAUACCAAAUAAAAUGUCUUUUUUGGACAAUUUGCAAAUGUUUUAGGAGCUUGUGGCGGACAUUUACAUCGGGUAUGAGGGGAUCAGGUAUACUCAGGUCAGGACAGGACACACUAGUUACUGUAUAUAAACUUGUUUACAGGUUUUUCCUUUCAAUGGUAAUCCCAUCUCUAGCCAAUAUAGUGUAGAACUGUGAGGAUGAAUUUUUGAAGUUUGAGUUGGAUUACAAGAAGG